AUGGUGUCGAUGAGGUUGAAUUUGAGCAUGGGCGUGACGUGUAUGGUCAACUCCACGGCCUUUGAAAAGCCGAGCCCACCCCAAAACAACUCAAUUCGACAAGACACCAGACAAUGCCUGUAUGCCUAUGAUGAGUCGACACCAACCGAAAGUGGCUAUGGGGGCACCCUCCUCUGGAGUCCAUCCAUGCAAGGACUGCUAUUUUCCGCAACAUUCUACGGAAGCUUGGUUACGAUUGCGAUUUCCGGAUAUUUUGCUGAUCGUUUUGGUCCCAAAGCAAUUCUUUUUGUAGCUGCAUUGGACUACACGCUAAUGACGCUGCUUGGACCUGUUUUGGCUGGAAAUAGCUACUGGGCCUAUUUUGGGUCUAGGUUGAUUAUUGGGGUUGGAGAGGGCUUCGUCUUCCCAUGUAUCAACUGCAUGGUCGCAAAGUGGUUCCCACAAAGCGAAAAAUCCACCGUGGGAGCGAUCUACACAAGCGGGACCCAGAUCGCAGCUGAAGAAAACUUGUCUUCGAAAGCACAGGCGGAUAUUUUUAAAGAAAAUAGCAUCCCAUGGCGAGAGCUAUUCUUUGGGAAAGCCUGCCUCGCCAACUACACUAGUCAAUUUGCGUUCAACUUUGCCGCGUCGUUAAUGCAAGCUUUUUUACCUACAUAUUUUAAAGAAGUGCUCCAUAUUCCGAUCCACAUGAACGGUAUUUUCACGAUGGUCCCAUUCGCCUCUCAAAUCACUUCGAAGCUCAUUCUCGGGAUGGUUUCGGAUUAUAUGAAGCGGAACAAAAUCUUGGACCCGGAUGUGUCAGGGAAGAUCUUUCAGGGUGUUAGUGCUUUUGGCUCCGGAAUGGCGUUGUUUGCACUUGGAUAUAUACCUUCAUGUGAGAGUCCAUUUAUUGCGCUGCCGAUCUUGUUGGCAUACGGCAUCUUCUUCUCGUUUGCCAUCUGUGGCUUCUUCACCUCUCUGAUCUCGAUCGCACCCCCGUAUUCUGGGACGAUGACCUCGAUCUCGAUGACCUACGCUACAGUAGCCAACGUAUCUGGGCCAAUGCUUCUAUCUUUUAUAGAAUUUAUGGGCUGGCCUCAUAAGUGGAUGAUAAUCUUCACUUGCGCUAGCUCGAUGUGCAUGCUUUCCGGGGUUCAUUACAUCUAUGCUGGGGAGGCCAAAGUCCAAGAAUGGGCGCGGAUGAAGCCGCUGUUUUCUUUUAGUUCGCAUCGCCUUCGAAUAGCUUUUUUACUAUCUGCUGCCUUUUGCUUGACAGUAUGCAUGCGAGUGAAUUUGAGCCUUGGGAUUACGUGUAUGGUCAAUGCGACAGCGUUUCUUCCUCUUCACACAAAUACCUCAAAGCUUAAAUUAGAAAAACCCUUACCACCAGCUUGCCAUCCGAUUGACGAUGAGAAAAUUGCCCAGCAGGAUGGAUAUGGGCUCGUCACGAUGUGUUUUGCCGGAUAUUUGGCUGAUCGCUAUGGCCCUAAAAUUACGUUAUUAGGCGCGGUGCUUAAUUGUAUGGUAGCGACACUAAUCGGCCCAAUCAUGGCUGUCAGAACAUAUUCUGGCUUUUGGGUGUCGAGAGCUAUGCUCGGAGUUGGACAGACUUUUGUUUUCCCAAGCUGCAACGCCAUGGCCUCAAAAUGGUUCCCACCAGAGGAACGAGCAACGAUAGGAGCAAUCUACACAUCCGGCGUUCAAGUGGCCGCCGGGGUGACUUCGUUUAUCGUGGCCGCGCUGUGCACGUCGAGUCUGGGAUGGCAGUCGAUAUUUUAUGGAUUUG
Mesorhabditis spiculigera is the source of this 1765-nucleotide messenger RNA. NCBI's taxonomy places the organism in Eukaryota, Metazoa, Nematoda, Chromadorea, Rhabditida, Rhabditidae. The record is from the annotation of a GenBank genome assembly.